Molecule: messenger RNA, 5721 nt
Organism: Plasmodium berghei ANKA
Lineage: Eukaryota; Apicomplexa; Aconoidasida; Haemosporida; Plasmodiidae
Product: Snf2-related CBP activator, putative
Exons: 5
Coding region: 1-5721 (1906 amino acids)
Cellular component (GO): Swr1 complex
Molecular function (GO): histone binding; ATP hydrolysis activity; ATP binding
Source: RefSeq, a predicted model, not a curated record
AUGAAUUACACAUCUUUCGAUAAUAUAUUGCAGAUCAAAACUUUCAAGUUAGGAAUUGAGGAUAUUCAGAAUAUAGGAUCUUCAUAUUUUGGGGAAAAUAAUAAAAAAAUUGAUCGAUACAAUGAAGAAAUAAAUUUGCUUAAACAACAGCUUAGCGACCUAAAUGAUAAGAUGGGGAAAAGUGGUGUUAUACAUAAAUCCCUUGAACCAGUUAAUGCCCCCAAAAUAACCUUUUGGUAUUAUGAAUUAAAGGAAAUGAAAGAAUUUCAGGAUCUUGUUAUGUACGAAAUAAAAAAAAAAAAAAAACAUUUCAAAACCUUAAGCAAUAGUUGUAUGAAAUAUCUGUCUAAUAAAGAAAAAAUUAAAUUAAAAAAACAAGAAGAAGAAGAAAAAAAAUUAAAAAUUCAUUCAAAGAAUAUAUCAUCUUAUAUGGAUGUUUUUUGGAAAAAAAUUGAAAAAAUAGUUUGGGAAGAGAAAAAAAGAGAAUUACAAAAAACCUUAAAUAAAAAUAAAGAAAUGCGAUUUAAAAAAUUUGUAAAAGGAGCUAUUAAAAAAAUAAAAAAUUCUAAACAUAAUGCACAUGAAUUGUUUGAAAACAAUAUGAACUAUCUUCCUUGUUCAAAUAAUAAUAGUGAAAAUAAUGCAAAUAGUAAUAGUAAUAAUGAAAAUGAAGAAAAUUCUAUUAUUGAUGAAGAUCCUGAAUGUGCAAGUAAUAAUACUGAUAACGACACAAAAAAUAAUAUUAAUGCACCUCCAAAUCUAUCUAUUAAUAGUGCUCCGACAAAUAAUAAUAAAUUAUCCUCAUCUAAAGCUAACUAUAGUAAUGAAGAUAAAGAACUUGGUGAAGAAGACUUAACAGAUCAAGAAGAUGAAGAUAUUUUAUUGGAUGAAGAAAUGGAAUCUAUCGAUGAAUCAGAAGAAAAGGAAGUAAACUUGUUAGAUGAUGAAGCUAAUAUUCCAAUUGAAGAAUUGCUCAAAAAAAUUUAUGGUUUUAAAAGUGGUGAAGAAUAUAUAAAUUUUAUGCAAAAUGAAGAGGAAGAUCAUGGUACCGACACAGAUAUGGAUAAUCAAUUUUCUACACAAAAUGAUUCGAUUAAUCCAACUCAAAACUCAAAAAAACGAAAACUUCCGAAUGAAGGUGGAAGCGACAGAGAACUAAAAAGUCCAAAGAUUGAGGAAAUGAAAAAUGCAAAUAUUGAGGAAGUGAAGGGGAUCCCGAUAAAAGUGGAUGAAAUAUUAGAGUGCAAUAUGGAUGAAAAGCAUUUAACAAAAAUCCCACCAUUCAUAAAAGCAACAUUACGUGAUUACCAACAUGCUGGAUUACAUUGGUUAUUAUAUUUGUAUAAAAAUAAUAUAAAUGGAAUAUUAGCAGAUGAGAUGGGAUUAGGAAAAACACUUCAAUGCAUUUCUUUGUUAGGAUAUCUUGCAUAUUAUUUGAAUAUAUGGGGCCCACAUUUAAUAAUAGUCCCGACAUCUAUAUUAAUAAACUGGGAAAUAGAACUAAAACGUUUUUGCCCAUGCUUUAAAAUAUUAUCAUAUUAUGGUAAUCAAAACGAGAGAUAUAAAAAAAGAAUCGGAUGGUUUAACAAUGAUUCAUUUCAUAUUUGUAUAUCCAGUUAUUCAACAAUUGUAAAGGAUCAUAUAAUUUUUAAAAGAAAAAAUUGGAAAUAUAUUAUAUUAGAUGAAGCUCAUAAUAUUAAAAAUUUUAAUACAAAAAGAUGGAAUAUAAUAUUAAGCUUAAAAAGAGAUAAUUGUUUGCUAAUUACUGGAACACCGUUACAAAAUAGCUUAGAAGAACUUUGGUCGUUAUUGCAUUUUUUAAUGCCAAAUAUAUUUACUUCGCAUUUAGAUUUUAAAGAAUGGUUUUCUGAUCCUUUAAAUUUAGCUAUUCAGAAAAGUAAAAUUUAUGAUUCAAAAGAAUUAAUAGAUAGAUUACAUACUGUGAUCAGACCAUAUAUUUUAAGACGAUUAAAAAAAAAUGUUGAAAAAGAAAUGCCAAAUAAAUAUGAACAUAUAAUUAAAUGUAAAUUAACUAGAAGGCAAAAAAUAUUAUAUGAUGAGUUUAUAAAUAAUAAAAAAGUUCAAAAUACAUUAACUAGUGGAAAUUAUAUGGGUUUAAUGAAUAUUUUAAUCCAACUAAGAAAAGUAUGUAAUCAUUGUGAUUUAUUUACUAAUAAAUAUAUUCAAACUCCAUAUUAUUAUAUUUUACCUAUUCAAUAUAAUAUACCUAAGUUUUGUUUACUUUUUGAAAAUAAUUAUUAUCAAGAUUUUUAUCUUAUUUUGUUUUUACAUAAUGAGUUUGUUUCAUUAGGGGGUAUUGCCAAAGAUGUGCACUCCAAACAAAAACAGAAUCACAACUACACAGAUUCUAACAUUCAGAUGCAUCCAAAGAAUAAUGAUUUAACAAUUUUCGAUUCUGAACAAUUUCAAAACAAUAUGAUCAAUAUGGAAACAUUAAAUGUUGCUCUUUCUGAUAACUUUCAUAUCCUAUCAAAUAAUUUUUCUAAAAAUAGUGAAUAUAAAAAUUUAAAUGAAAUAAAUCAAACAAAAGAUUUUCCUAAUAAAUGUUUAAUUGAAGAAAUAGAUUCUAAAUGCCCAUUCACUUUAAUAAAUAAAUUUGAUAAAAAUUUGAAUUCUAUUUCAACAUAUUCAAGGGAUACUAAUUAUCCCCAAAAUAAAAUAUCUUUUUAUAAUGAUGAAAAUGAAAAAAUGGAGGAACAAAAUAAUUUAAAAUCAUCUACAUGGUUUAAAGAAAUAAAUAAAAUAAAAGAUAAUAAACAUUUUGAUUAUUUAAAUUAUUACAAAAAUAUUCUAAUUAAUUUAAAUAAAAAUAAGGAACUAAAAAAGGAUAAUCAAAUAAUUAAUAAUAAAAAUUAUGAUGAAAAACAAUAUAUUCGAUUUAACGCAAUGCAGAUGUGGAAUACAUAUCCUAUAUACGAUGAAAGCAUACAUGAUUUAUGCACCUAUGUAAAUAAUGAAAUAUACAAAGAAAAUAUUCCAAAAGAUUUUUUAACUUAUUCAAAUGAAUUUAUUAACGAAUUAAACAAUAACUAUGAUAUUUUAUCUAUAUAUAUAGAUCCACAAAAUAAAUAUAAAACAUAUGACGAAUACUUAUAUGCUAUGGAAUAUGAUACUGCUUCUUAUAAUACACCACUUCAAAAUGAUAGUUUACGAGGAAAUAAACAAAUAACUUCUAAUUAUAGGGGUUCAAGUAAUAGAGGCCGUCCUCCUAGGGGAAGUCAUGUAGGCCGCUCAUCUCGGGGCAGUCAUGUAGGUCGCUCAUCUCGGGGUAGUCAUGUAGGUCGUUCAUCUCGGGGCAGUCACCCUGGCUGUUCUUUUCGAGGAGAGAUUGGAAAUCAAAACUUACACACUAAUAUUAAUGAAACGACUGAACAAUCUAAUAAUAAUAAUAUUAAUAGUAAUAAUAGUAAUAGUAAUAGUAAUAACAAUAAUAGUAAUAGUAAUAGUAAUAGUAAUAACAAUAAUAGUAAUAAUAAUAAUAUUAAUAGUAAUAAUAAUAAUAUUAAUAGUAAUAACAAUAAUAGUAAUAGUAAUAAUAAUAAUAAUAAUAAUAAUAGUAAUAAUAAUAAUAUUAAUAGUAAUAAUAAUAAUAGUAAUAGUAAUAGUAAUAACAAUAAUAGUAAUAGUAAUAAUAAUAAUAAUAAUAAUAAUAGUAAUAAUAAUAAUAUUAAUAGUAAUAAUAAUAAUAUUAAUAGUAAUAAUAAUAAUAGUAAUAGUAAUAGUAAUAACAAUAAUAGUAAUAGUAAUAAUAAUAAUAAUAAUAAUAAUAGUAAUAGUAAUAGUAAUAAUAAUAAUAAUAAUAGUAAUAGUAAUAAUAAUAAUAAUAAUAAUAACAAUAAUAGUAAUAGUAAUAUUAAUAAUAAUAGUAAUAAUAAUAAUAAUAAUAUACAGAACGAAGACAAUGAUAUAAUUGUUCGUUCUAUAGAGGCAGGUAAUUUUUUGAAAAAAAAACAUUUAUACAGAUAUAAUAUGAAAGUAUUAAAUAGAGAAAUGCAAUAUAAAAACUUUUUUACUGAUGAAACAAAUCAGAGUUAUUUAAAUUCGUUAGAACAUAAUUUAUGGAUAAAAAAAAAGAAAGAAGAAGAAAUGAAUAAAAUGAAAAUUGAAAAAGAAAAAAAAAAACAAUUAAUAUCAAAUUAUCAUUUUAUUAAAAAUAGUAGAAUACCAAUAUUUGGAUCAAAUCUAUUACAUCUAUUAAAAACUGAAUUUUUAAAAGAUAAAAAUAUUGCAUAUAAUCAUACUAACAAUAUAAUCAUAAAUAAUACAUCUAUGAAAGAAGUACAUUCAGAAGAUAUGCCUUCGCGAAAUUACUAUAAUUAUAUGGAUAAAAAUAUAAAAAAGGAAAAUAGUGAUGACACUAUUGAAAAUCUUAUAAAUUAUAAUAUAAAUAAAUGUAAAUCGAAUAAAUGCGCUUCUAUAGUAUUAGAACGACUUUUUCCAACCAUGGAAUAUUUUCUAAAACUAUAUGAGAAGCUAAUACAAAGUUUUAUAGUCAUAAAUAGUCCAUUUGUUAUUUGUAGUCCCCCAAUUAUUUUGAUAAAUAACAAUUCAAAAUGUGAUAAUAAUCAAGAAAUAUGUAAAGUGCAAAAUUAUAGUAAUAUUAGUAAAAAAGAACUUAUAAAAAAAAUUAAAAAAGCUACAAGAGUAUAUCAUAAUGCAUUUCUAAAACAAUCUAUUAUUUUUCCUCUGAAUAAAGAUAUAUCAUUAGGAAGUGGAAAACUAUUUGCUUUAGAAAAAUUAUUGAGUAAAUGCAAAAAAGAAGGAAAUAAAUGUUUACUAUUUACACAAUUUAUUAAAAUGUUAGAUAUUUUAGAAAUAUUUUUAAAUCAUUUAAAUUAUUCUUUUAUUCGACUUGAUGGUUCAACUAAAGUAGAACAACGUCAAAAAAUUGUAACAAAAUUCAAUAAUGAUAAAUCUUAUUUUAUAUUUAUUUCCUCGACCCGUAGUGGAAGUAUUGGUAUUAAUUUAACAGCAGCAAAUGUCGUUAUUUUUUAUGAUACAGAUUGGAAUCCAUCAAUUGAUAAACAAGCAAUGGAUAGAUGCCACAGAAUAGGACAAACCAAAGACGUUCAUGUUUUUCGAUUUGUUUGUGAAUAUACUGUAGAAGAAAAUAUAUGGAAAAAACAGUUACAAAAAAGAAAGUUAGAUAAUAUUUGUAUAAAUAUGGGAAAUUUUAAUAGUCAAAAUAAUCGAAAUAAUAAUACAAGCCUUCAGGAUCAUAAUGAAAUGAACAAAGACUGGUUCACAAAUGUUGAUACAAUUAAAGAAAUAUUUAUUAACAAACAAAAUAAUGAUGAUGAUGAUGAUAUUUACCAGGACAGAUUAUUGCAUGAACAUUUAGAGAAUCCAGAAAAAACAAAUGUUCGUUUUGAAAAAACAUUGGAGCAUAUUGAAGACAAAGAUGAUAUAAAUGCUUUACACGUUACAAAAAGAGAAAGACAGCAUGAAUUAUCCCAAGAUAUGCAUGAAUUUACAAACAAAAACGAUUUUCAAGAAGCAUAUACUUUAACUUCCUAUUGUUUUAAUUUUUUAAAUGAUAAUUUAACAGAUAGCUUGAAACAACAAAUUGACGAAAUGAAAAUGAGAAUUGAAAUUGAAAUGAUGAAUGCUAAGGAAGACGAGAACAAUUCGUUUGAUAGUCUGUCCAACCCAAGUGAUGAGUUGGAAAAUUAUGAACAAGUCAGAAACGAAGCAUCAUAG